This is a messenger RNA of Heterobilharzia americana, 312 nucleotides long. The record is from the annotation of a GenBank genome assembly. Lineage: Eukaryota; Metazoa; Platyhelminthes; Trematoda; Strigeidida; Schistosomatidae.
AUGAAUCUUCAAACUGUUGUAAAUGAUUCUUCAAGAUAUAAUACAUCUCCUAAUUGGAAUCAUGAAAAGAUGAUUACAUCAUCAUCAAUUCAAUUAAAUGAAAUCAAUCCUAAUCGUUCAUCACAUCCAUGGUUAUCGAAUCCAAUGAAUUAUCAUCAAAUAACAUCUGAGUUUCAUCAACCACCUUUAGAUGAAGUGAAGGCUAUUUCAGAUUGUCAAGAUCAAUCCAGUGUAUGGUGUCUUGAUAGACAGAAUUUAAAACCACAAGUUGAAUCAUCUCUACUCGAAGUUCCAUAUGAUUAUACCUAUUAA